AUGUCUACUGCAUCCACAAGCGUGUCGGCGAAGUCUGUUCAAGAUGAGAUUCUUGACCUAGCCAACGUACUUGAAGACAGCCAAAAACGCCUGCGUCAAUUAGUCUUGCGUGUAGAGUCACAGGAUGCGGAGACCUGGCAGAGCCGGUUCGAGGACAUGGAGAAGGCCCACAAGGAGGCCGUCAACAGCGCGAAGUGGCUUCGGGCUCAGAAUGCUGAGCUCGAGCAACAGCUUGGACAGCAUAAGCCUGCCAUUGACAAUGCUCUCUCUGCGAGAGAAGCAGCGUUUCGACGGUUGAAGCACGCAAGAAAGGUCAUCCGGGAUCUUCUCGACGAGAGGCGCGACAUGUCGAGCCCAAGGGCUGGAGGCUCGCUCACACAAGAGGAAAUUGACGAAGCUCUUUAUGAUGAGUUUCACCGUGACCAAGACUCGAGCUCGUCGUCGAGUGACAGCGACAAUACUGUUCGGCUCGCACCUCAUUCCCCAUCGCGUGACAUCAACACGCCUGAACCGUCCCAACGAAGUUUCCCUGUCUCCCCCUCACAGAAUGUCCCUAUGAACACACCCCUCCCUUCCGGCUCCGCAGGCACGUCCAUUACGUCGAUUCAGCUCUCUCCCCAACGGCCUAGUCCAAGGGGAUCACCCGAAGCGAUGCAUAUUCAUUUCAAGAAGCCUCCUGGUAGUUCUGUACUUUGCGCAGGUCCACUUUCUUGGGAAGAGCUUGAGAGUUCAUUGAAGCUCGACGAGGAUACGAUGAAUUCACUUCAGAGUCUUUCGCUGUCCAAGGACUUGAGCAUGCGGCUUCAGCUUGUCCGAGCUGGUGAAUAUAACUUCGCGUUCUUGUACGACCCCAUCUUCCUGGACACUAGGCAGAGAAGCUACAUUCUUGACUGGGGGCGGGCGCAGACGAACACGAACAUUGAGCGAUAUAUUUCGAGGCACAAAGGAGUCGACCUGGUCUUCCACACUUUUAUAUACCCCCUGAACCAGAAGAGCUGGUUCUACAUCGGGGCGCUGCAGUGGUCCGUGGCGCAUUUGACGGACUGGUGGCCAACAUUUGAAGGAGCGAGCAGGAGAAAGAUAGAGAAGAAAUUGGGCGAGAGGACAUUGGGUACAGUCAACAGGCAAGAGAUCGGGAACAUGUUGGACAACAAGGAUCUGAAGCAGAUCUGCGUUGAGCUUACUCGAGCAGGGGAUGCAAGGACUUCCAUGGACUUUUCCCAGACGGUGCUUGGUCGUUCGCCACCGUACGCUGAGCCAAGACACGAGCGGCGGGCCGAGGGUGUUCGGGAGUAG
This is a messenger RNA of Cyclocybe aegerita, 1296 nucleotides long. The record is from the annotation of a GenBank genome assembly. NCBI's taxonomy places the organism in Eukaryota, Fungi, Basidiomycota, Agaricomycetes, Agaricales, Hemipholiotaceae.